AUCGAUGCUUAGUUGCAGCCGACGAGUCGCAGAAACAUCAUGGGAUAUUUGGCGAACUUUUGCGUUGUAGCAGUGUUUUUGGUCAAGGAUGUUAUAACUGUCCCAAAAUCGGGCCCGUACACUAUUGUGAUGCAACGUGAAGAAACCUGUGAAGACACCGGAACCAACCAAGUGUACUUCGGUGGCAAUAUGAAAAAGAACGGGAACGGAAUGUUGAUGUACACGGGAGACAUCUUAUUUGAUGUUCCGUGGGACAACAAGCUCCAGGCAGAGGUCGACUUACAGCAGUUCCGUAACGGAGUGUACACACCGAAAAUCAUCUAUCACAAGUUUAAAAACUGCGUAGGAAUGUUGAAAUACGGCCUGGACUUGUGGGGCGCCUUCUUCAGAGCUGCCAACUACAACUUCACUCAAUGUCCUCUACCGGCGGGUGUCUAUCCUGUCAAAGACUGGGAGGUUCGCAUUGAGUUCAACAAUCUGAAAACGUUCAUCUACGGAUCUUACAAGAUGGUGACGGUAUUCUCUCGAGAGAACAAGAGAGUCGGCUGCUUUACCAUAUAUGGAGAUGUAGUGCCAAGGAAAGAGGAGUGAAUAUUAACAUGACCAUUACAUAUUUGAGGAGUACAUAAACAGGUGUAUAAUAAUCAAACUUAGGGGAAAUAAACGUUGUUUUCACUU
This is a messenger RNA of Macrosteles quadrilineatus (aster leafhopper), 678 nucleotides long. RefSeq lists its product as uncharacterized. The transcript is spliced from 4 exons. Bases 40 to 591 code for a protein of 183 amino acids. NCBI's taxonomy places the organism in Eukaryota, Metazoa, Arthropoda, Insecta, Hemiptera, Cicadellidae. The record is from RefSeq and is a predicted model, not a curated record.